UAAAAUGGACAAACCCGAAUCAUUAUCUAUCGACCCGAGAUCCGGAUUCUGCCCCGAAACCGGAAUAUUUUACAGCCUCCGCCCACUAGUCCCCCUUCCACCGGCAAACACACUUCUCUCCGCCGCCGAUUAUGCUCUUUCCCUCCACUCCACCUCCACCUGCUCCGAUUCUACCGCGCUCAUCAACUCCGCCACUGGCCACCGAAUUUCCUACUCCCAAUUCCGUCGUUACGUCGAUGCCUUAGCCUUCUCUCUACGAACGGAAAUUGGCCUCUCAAACAAUGACGUCGCUUUUGUGCUUUCCCCCAACUCCACCCGCACUCCGAUUCUCUAUUUCGCGCUCCUCUCCAUCGGCGUCGCCGUCUCUCCGGCCAAUCCUCUCAGCACGGAGUCUGAAAUCUCCCGCCAAAUCAAAAUCUCGAAGCCGGCCGUCGCGUUUGCCACGUCAGCAACCGCCGUUAAACUCCGGGAGCUUGGAUGUAGAACUGUUCUCAUCGACUCGGUCGAGUUCGAGUACAUGAUGACGGGAAGAAUCGACGCCGGCGGCGGACUCGGCGUGGUGGAGGUGAGACAGAACGACGUCGCUGCGAUACUCUUUUCCUCCGGGACGACGGGUCAGACAAAAGGCGUGGCCCUAACUCACCGGAACUUAAUUUCCGUCGUCGCUAAUUUCUACCACCAGCGGCAAGAGAGGCCAUCUCCGGCGGUGGGGCUGUACACGAUUCCGUAUUUCCACGUGUUCGGGUUCCAUUACAGCUUGAAAUCGGUGGCGCUGGCUGAGACGGUGGUGGUUAUGGAGAGGUUCGAGUUGGGAAAAAUGCUGAGGGCGGUGGAGGAGCAUAAGGUGACGCAUUUGGCGGUGGUGCCGCCGAUCGUGGUGGGGAUGGUGAAGAGUGACGUCACGCGGAAGUUCGACUUGGGCUCGCUGGAAGCUGUUGGCAGCGGCGCAGCACCACUCGGCACAGAUUUGAUUGAAGCCUUCACAAAUAAAUUCCCAGGCGUUUCACUUUUUCAGGGUUAUGGGAUGACUGAAACAAGUGGUGCAGCAUUCAGAGCAAUAAAUCGUGAAGAAUAUUCCCGAUGGGGUUCGGUGGGAAAGCUUGCAGGGACUAAUGAAGCCAAGAUUGUUGAUCUUGAAACAGGCAUUGCUCUACCUCCUGGGAAGCAAGGGGAACUAUGGAUAAGAGGACCGACCGUGAUGAAAGGAUAUGUGGACGACAGAAAGGCGAAUUUGGAAACCUUGGUGUCGGGCGAGUGGCUGAAAACUGGUGAUGUUUGUUAUAUUGACGAAGAAGGGUUCCUUUUUGUGGUUGAUAGGCUAAAGGAGUUGAUCAAAUACAAAGGAUAUCAGGUUGCUCCUGUUGAGUUAGAACAACUGCUUCUCUCCCACCCUGAUAUUGUGGAUGCUGCUGUAGUACCUUACCCUGAUGAAGAAGCUGGUCAAGUGCCGUUGGCAUUUGUAGUCCGAUCUCCACAAAGCAACCUUAAUGAGAGACAAAUUAUUGAAUUUAUUGGGAAACAGGUUGCUCCGUACAAGAAAGUAAGGCUUGUAGCAUUUAUUAGCUCAAUACCGAAGAGUGCAUCCGGCAAGAUAUUGAGAAAAGAAUUGCAGAAGAUUCUCCUGCCAGAGUCUAAGCUUUAGUGACGACGUUUCACUUGUUCGCUUCAGUAGACUUUUUCUUGGAGGAGAUUUCAAGAUUUGAUAAUGUUUUCGAUAACCUACAAUGUGUAGAAGAAGCAUUAUAUCACUA
Messenger RNA from Erythranthe guttata (spotted monkey flower), 1751 nucleotides. The record is from RefSeq and is a predicted model, not a curated record. Lineage: Eukaryota; Viridiplantae; Streptophyta; Magnoliopsida; Lamiales; Phrymaceae.